This is a messenger RNA of Aspergillus niger, 1533 nucleotides long. RefSeq lists its product as uncharacterized. Gene Ontology annotation, molecular function: zinc ion binding; DNA-binding transcription factor activity, RNA polymerase II-specific. The coding region runs from base 1 to 1533 and encodes 510 amino acids. Gene Ontology annotation, biological process: regulation of DNA-templated transcription. The transcript has 3 exons. NCBI's taxonomy places the organism in Eukaryota, Fungi, Ascomycota, Eurotiomycetes, Eurotiales, Aspergillaceae. The record is from RefSeq and is a predicted model, not a curated record.
AUGGUUUACAGGGGAAAGCCCAGUCCAGGUUGUGCUUUAUGCCGGAAACGGCGCCUAAAAUGCGACCAGGAGAGACCUGCAUGCUCCCAAUGUCUGCGGAUAGGUCAAGAAUGCCCCGGAUACCAAGACCCCCAAGCCCUUCGCGUCUACAAUCAGACGGCCGCUGUAACCACCAAGGCCUUGGCCCGGGCUGCCAGUACCCGCAAGGCGGCUCGAUCCCCCACUGCAGAGAAGUCGAAGACACCGCCGUUGAUUGCAGGGCCCACCAACAUUCAAGAGCAAGCCAUGUCUCACAUCUUCAAGUAUUAUGUCGGCACUAGUCAGAACCCCGGCAUCCUCUGCUACUUGCCGGAUUUGCUGCGCACGGGCCCCUCGGAUGCACUUCAAGCCACCAUGAAAGCCAUAGGGCUGGCAUGCAUGUCGAGGGUCUACCACCUGCCUGAACUGGCGCGAUCGGCUGCGGAGGAGUACAGCAAGGCCUUGCGGGCCACUAAUACGAGUCUUCAGGAUGCAGUAUCAGCUACUUCUGACUCCACUUUGGGGGCCGUGGUCACGCUGAGUAUGUACGAGAUUAUUUCGGGCCAAUCACAGAUGAUGGCCGCUUGGCUAAAUCACGCCCGAGGAGCGUUGAAGCUUCUUGAGUUACGAGGAACGAAGCAAUUCGAAUCAGCGGCUGGGCGGCGCCUCUUCAGCAGCACACGCCUACAGAUUGUUAGCUAUACCCCCAACUAUAUCAUAGGCGCCAAUCUUGGAGUGCUAACAUGUCAUUAUCAGGCUAUGAUCAACAUAUUCUUCAGGACGAGCUGUCAUCGCUCGCCAACGAUAGCUGCAUUGUCAAAAUAUGCAAAAUCCGUUGGUGAUGCUGAUGCUCAGACAGUCGAAGACUUUUACAACAUUUUAGUCACAUUCAACGACCACUCCAUAAAAGUAAAGGAGACCUAUAACAACACUGGCUUCCGCGGAAAUAUCGCACCGUUAAUCAAGGAAGCUCUCGACCUUGACGCCGACUUAGUCUCAUGGGCGACUUCCCUAAGCCCAACCUGGCAGUAUUCAACGACCAGCACCCCACUGCCAUUCUCACACGUCCGUAGCCACGACACGGAAUAUCACGUAUAUCCGAGCAUCGACAACGCAGUGUACUGGAACCACUAUCGCCAAGCGCGGAUCAUUCUCCACGAGAUGAUCCAAGCAAUGUGUCUCCAUCAAGCAACUCCUGAUUCACCGCAAAUCAUGCACCAGUCCAUCUCUAUCAAUAAACAAUUAGCAGAGGAUAUCUGCGCUAGCGUUCCUUAUUUCUUCACUUCAGGUGAAGCCGCCCUUGGGGCCGUCGCGCGAUUGCCAUGGCCUUUGUACCUUGCCUCUGACUGUGCGGGUGUCUCGCCUCAGACGAAGGACUGGAUUAUGCAGAUACUCGAUCUUAUUGCAACAUCUACAGGCGUGCAGCAGGCGCGUAUCUUGUCGCAAUUUGUCAAAACGGGCAAUCACAGCUAUUUGUUGAUUCCUGGGAAGCCGAAAAGAAUCGUUGAUAUAUAG